AUGUGGUCGAAUAUAACCACCCAGCAUGUCGAAGAUCUGAAAUUGGCUUCGUCUUUAUCAAUAGCAGUUGACGAGUCUUGUGACAUAAAUGAUACAGCACAAGUUUCACUUUUUGUAAGAUUUAUAGCUCAUUCGGGACCGAAAGAAGAACUUUUAGGAUUAUUGCCACUCAAAGGUCAGACGCGUGGAGAAGAUAUCACAAAUGCUGUGAUUGACUGUAUGGAUAAACAUAACAUUCCCCUGAAUAAAAUUGUGUCUAUUUCAACAGAUGGAGAGAAAAGUAUGACCGGUGUAAGAAAAGGGUUUGUUGCUAUUUUGAGAGAAAAAAUUAACCACGAGAUACUUUUUUACCAUUGUAUCAUUUGUGCGCAAACAUUUCCGGAUAAAAUUUGUAAAGUUAUGGAAUUGGCGAUUACCAAUAUUAACUCCAUUUUGGCGAAAGCUCUUAAUCAUCGACAAUUCAAAGAAUUUUUAGUUGAAAUGGAAAGUGAGUACGCUGAUCUUUUGCUUCAUAACAAGGUACGUUGGUUAUCAAGAGGGAACGUUUUAAAACGUUUUGCGUCCCUAUUUCCGGAAAUUAAAGCAUAUCUCCUUGAGAAGGGCGUUCACUAUCCAGAACUAACAGACGAUCGCUGGAUCCAAAACUUCUAUUUCAUGGUAGACGUUACGUCUCACCUAAAUCAGCUUAAUCGUAAACUACAAGGGAAAGGAAACUUAAUUUUUUCGAUGUUAGAAGAAGUUAUAACAUUUGAAAACAAAUUAUCCACUUUUGCUCAGGAUUUUGAAAGAGAAACUUUGUUUCACUUUCCGAGCCUGCUGAACUAUCGCCAAGAAAAUAAUUCCUCUGUUGAUAAGCACCAUUUUAAAACCAUAAUUUUAAAUAUGAGGGAAGCAUUUCUCAGUAGGUUUCAGGAAUUUAAAAACAGCAGAGCAACUUAA
Diabrotica virgifera virgifera (western corn rootworm) is the source of this 939-nucleotide messenger RNA. Its product is annotated as general transcription factor II-I repeat domain-containing protein 2-like. The coding region runs from base 1 to 939 and encodes 312 amino acids. The transcript has a single exon. The record is from RefSeq and is a predicted model, not a curated record. NCBI's taxonomy places the organism in Eukaryota, Metazoa, Arthropoda, Insecta, Coleoptera, Chrysomelidae.